AUGGAAAUCAUAGACAAUUCUAAACUCGAAUUUGGCUCUAACCGUGUAAAGGAACUUCAGGUUUUUGAUGACACAAAACUUGGUGUCCAAGGACUAGUAGAUGCGGGGGUAGAAAAAAUCCCCAAGUUGUUCAUUCGAUCCCCAGAUGAACUAGCUGAAGAAUCGGAUCAUCCCCGUGCCCAGGUUGAGUUUCCGGUGAUUGAUCUCAAUGGCCUUUUGACAGAUCGACGCAGGAAGAUCAUUGAUCAAGUCCGAAGUGCAUCCGAGGAGUGGGGAUUUUUUCAAGUGGUGAAUCAUGGGAUACCCCCAAGUGUGUUAAGUAAAAUGAGACAGGCAGUACGCAAAUUUAACGAACAGGAGAUUGAUGUGAAGAAACAGUUCUAUUCGCGCGAUACUGCAAGAAGAGUGAGAUUCAACAGCAACUAUGACCUGUAUCAAUCUCAAAGAGCAGAUUGGAGGGACACAUUAUCUGUUUCCAUGCUUAGGUCAGACCAUGUUGACCCUAAGGAGUUGCCUUCCAUUUGCAGAGAUGAAGCUAUGGAGUUCAUUGAUCAAAUUGGAAAAAUUGGAGAGACAAUCUUUGAAUUGCUAUCAGAAGCUCUUGGUCUCAAACCAGACUACCUAAAAUCCAUAGAAUGUAACAAAGGUCGGACCCUUGUAUGCCACUAUUAUCCAGCAUGUCCUGAACCAGAAUUGGCUAUGGGAGUAACUAAGCAUACCGAUAACACAUUCCUUACUAUUCUCACAGAAGAUCAAACUGGUGGUCUUCAAGUGCUUCAUGAUAAUCAAUGGGCUGAUGUUCAACCUAUUGCAGGAAGCUUAGUAGUAAACAUCGGUGACCUUCUCCAGAUUAUAUCAAAUGACAAGUUCAAGAGCAACGUGCACAGAGUCCUGCCUAGUCCUGAGCCAAGAAUUUCGGUGAUAGGAUUUUUUGCUGGACGUGUUGCUCCACCUGCCAGGCUCUACGGUCCAAUCAAAGAGUUGUUAUCAGAAGAAAAUCCUCCGAAGUUUAGAGAAGUUUUAGUCAGUGAAUAUGUUGGCAGGUUCUUUACCAAAGGACUCCAUGAGAAGCCUAGUGUCAACGACUACAGGCUCUGA
Dovyalis caffra is the source of this 1098-nucleotide messenger RNA. The record is from the annotation of a GenBank genome assembly. NCBI's taxonomy places the organism in Eukaryota, Viridiplantae, Streptophyta, Magnoliopsida, Malpighiales, Salicaceae.